AUGUCUUCACUAAUAACUGCGCGGACUGUAUUUGAAGCCACUAUCGGCCUGUUGGUGAAUAAAGGAAGAAAUAAACUGGCAGAAAAAUUGAAUGAAGGUGAUGUUACAGAUCAGAAAUCCCGUGGCCUGAUCGUCCUUGAAAUCGAUAAAAUAAAAUCGAAGUUGGAUGGUUUAGCAAGAAACGAUUUGUUAGCGAGUAUCAGCCUUUUUAAGGAAGGAAUCGAGUUGUUUUAUGACGUGUUUGAAAGUGCUAGAUCCAGUAGCGAGCGUCGCGCGAUAGCAGCAGCUGCAACAGCUUGUGUUGAGCAAUUAGAUUUUGCUAAAGAAAUGAGGAAAUUGGAUCUUUCUGCCUUGGAUGAGCCUUCCACAAGGAAGCUUACCGAAGCCAAGAAGAGAUUUGAAGAAGCUCGCCUAGAAGCGACAAAUGCUUUUAGUGAUGAAGCUUUGAGUUGCCUGAUCGCCUGUUGGCUAUGCAAUAUCGACUGAUGGCAACAAUACUGGAGACGGUUGACAAUCCUAAGGACUCCUUACCGGCUUGUAAAGUAUGUAUUGAAGACCUACACGAUGUGUCGGGUGUUAAAGAAUGCUUCAAAGUAGAGCUUAGGAAAGGUCUACGGGCUCGGUUGGGUAAAGAAGAACGCAGAGAAAUAAUUUGCAAGGUAUGUUUCUUUAAUCGUGUAGUCUACGAUCUCACGCUGAUGGCCCGCGGGUUUGGCACCAAGGGUCAGCUAUCGGUAAACUGGCCUUGUGUUAAUACUGGAGAAGAACCAGUCAAUCCACUUCGAAAUCAAAGAGUUGCUGAAGUACUAAAUGAACAAGGUAUGGUGCAUUGCAGCUGCUUACCAUGGUCAUUAGGUCAGGAGGGUGAAGAGGAGCACAAGCUAAAGCGUCCGCGUGGUAUCGCUACAAACAUCAAAAACAAUUCCUGA
Porites lobata is the source of this 929-nucleotide messenger RNA. The record is from the annotation of a GenBank genome assembly. NCBI's taxonomy places the organism in Eukaryota, Metazoa, Cnidaria, Anthozoa, Scleractinia, Poritidae.